Molecule: messenger RNA, 7652 nt
Organism: Pseudoliparis swirei
Lineage: Eukaryota; Metazoa; Chordata; Actinopteri; Perciformes; Liparidae
Product: cell migration-inducing and hyaluronan-binding protein-like
Exons: 28
Coding region: 117-4172 (1351 amino acids)
Source: RefSeq, a predicted model, not a curated record
UGGCCUCCCGCUGUGAACUUGGCACACCCACUGUGAAAUCCAGUCUGAAGUGGCGCCCACUGGGAGAUCUGAAGCAACCUCGCAAGACCCGGGGUGUAAAGUUGGUCAGCAGCGGGAUGAGAGAGAUGAAGACAUGUGCCAUGUUUCUGGCAGCUCUGCUGCUCCCCAGCAUCCAAGCAGUGUGUCCGGAUAAGGAGUCAGGACUGCAGCCAUGGAUGCCGGGACACAGUGAAGAUCACCGUGUUACAAUCGGUUAUGGCAGGAAGGUCCUCCUCACAACUUCAGCUACGGUCCACUCCAUUGAGAUACUUAGUGGAGGAAAGCUGGUGAUUGCUGACACCAACCGGGCCAUACUGCUUAGAACAAAAAACAUUCUGAUUGGGGACAAGGGAGAACUGCACAUUGGAAGCCCAGCCUGUCCUUAUAAAGGCAACCUCACCAUCUCCCUUUAUGGAAGAUCGGAUGCCAUUGACAAUGAACACACUUACUUUGGGAUGAAGUACAUUGGUGUGGGGACAGGAGGGACACUGGAGAUCCACGGAGAAAAGAAGCUGUCAUGGACAUUCCUCAACAAGACCCUCCAUCCCGGAGAGAGCAACCAAAACAACUACCUGUUCCAGAGGAGCUGGGGGAGCAGAGGCAUCAUUAUCCACGUAAUCGACCCCAAGACCGGAGAGGUGCUGCACAAUGACAGGUUUGACACAUACCGGAGUAAGGAUGAGAGUCGUCGGCUUGCAAAGUAUGUGGAUGGUGUGAAGGCGGGGCUUAUACUGUCCAUGUUGGUCAACGACGAGGGCUCCAACAACUUGGAGGACUUGGCCAAGAAGAGCCUCUCCACGCUGGGCAGCCAGCACAUCAGUACUCUGGGAUUUCGGCAUCCCUGGACCUUUAUAGUAAUAAAAGGGCGUGCAUCUUCUGCAGUGGAGGGUCAUGCUGUCUAUCAAGGGAUCAAGUCCUCCUCAGAGGCCCGGAGCUCUUGUGUUUUUCCGUUGUCUUCUGUGGAACGUUUCACAAUUACCACAAGCAGUCAAUGGGUACAAGAGGCAGAAUGGACAGAAUGGUUUGACAGGGACGAUGAGAGGGGAUCUGGAGACUGGGAGAAAUUAUCCGACCUGCGCGAGGCUUACCCAGACAGACUGUGUAGCAGUCCACUCGACAUCCAGGCUGAAACCCAUGAUGGCAUACCAGCCAACCAGACUAAAGAUGUGAUCCACAAGAAUGACAAGGACUAUGGCUUCAUCUGCCUCAACGAGCAGCAGGCUCACGGACUCUGUCACAACUACAGGGUUCGCUUCCUCUGUGGAAAACUGGUUCGUCCGCAGGCCUCUCUUUCCAUCGAUAUGUCGUCCAACAGCAGCAUCCUGGAGCUGGCCGACCAACCAGUGAACUGGAGGUCCCGGGAUCGGAUAGUCGUGGCCAGUACCGACUACUCCAUGCACCAGGCUGAAGAGUUCGACCUAUUGCCCUGCCCUACCUGCACUUCCAACCAGGUCAAGAUCCAAGGUAAGGCCCAGUUCAUCCACAUGGGUGAGGAAGUGGACGGGGUGGACAUGAGGGCGGAGGUGGGCCUGCUGAGCCAUAACAUCCUGUUCCGUGGUGAGAUGGAGCCCGGCUGCUAUGGCAACGAGGCCUGCAAAUUCUUCAACUUUGACACUUUUGGCGGACAUUUAAAGGUGGAGCGUGGCUUCAAGGCAUUUCAUAUAUCUGGGGUGGAGCUGAAGCACAUGGGCCAGCAGACAAUGGGACACUACCCGAUCCAUUUCCAUAUGAACGGAGACGUGGACGAGAAGGGAGGUUACGACCCCCCGACUUCUGUCAGCGAUCUCUCCAUCCACCACUCCUUCUCCCGCUGCGUAACCAUCCACAGCUCCAAUGGACUGCUGGUGAAGAAUGUGGUUGGCUAUGACAUGCUAGGCCACUGUUUCUUUACGGAGGAUGGUCCAGAAGAGAGAAACACGUUUGACCACUGUUUGGGUCUGAUGGUGCGAGCCGGGACUCUGCUGCCUUCAGACAGAGAUGGCAAAAUGUGCAGUGACAUCAGUCAAGGAACCUACCCAGGAUAUGUGGCCAACCCACGGCAAGACUGCAGCGCCACUUCAACUUUCUGGAUCGCCAACCCUAAUAACAACCUCAUCAACUGUGCUGCUGCAGGCUCAGAGGAAACCGGUUUCUGGUUUAUCUCCCACCAUGUGCCCACCGGGGCCUCAGAGGGGCUGUACUCCCCCGGACACACUGAACAUGUACCUAUGGGCCAAUUCAUUAACAACAGAGCCCAUUCCAACUAUAGGGCUGGUAUGAUGCUUGAUCAAGGAGUAAAGACUACCCAGGCAAACAACAGGGACAAGAGACCCUUCCUGUCUAUGAUUGGAGCCAGUUAUGGCCCCCACCAGGAUGCUGAUCCCUUCAAACCCAGAGUCCCUGCUCUAAUCCACCAUUUUGUAGCCUAUAAGAACCAGGACCACGGAGCCUGGCUGAGAGGAGGGGAUGUCUGGCUGGAUGACUGUCAAUUUGCUGAUAACGGCAUUGGCCUCACUCUGGCAAGUGGAGGGACAUUUCCAGAUGAUGACGGCUCUCGACAGCAGGUGAAAAACUCGCUGUUUGUGGGUGAAAGUGACAAUCGUGGGAUGUCCCUCUUUGGCAACAACUUCUGGGGCCCUGGGGGUUCUGACCUCACCGGCAGAACCCUGGCUCGUGGCAAUGAUUAUCCUAUCCGAGGAAUGCAGAUCUACGAUGGGCCCAUCAACAUGCAGAAUUGUACAUUCCGGAAAUACAAAGCGCUGGAUGGACGACACACCAGUGCCUUUGGCUUCAGGCUCAACAACACGUGGCAGAGCUGCCCCAUGAAUAACAUCAGUAACAUCACCUUUGACCACGUACCUAUCACGUCUCGAGUGUUUUUUGGGGAGCCAGGUCCCUGGUUCAAUAAGAUGCAGAUGGACGGGGACAAGACAACCAUCUUCCACGAUAUUGAUGGCUCAGUCAGCCAGUAUCCCGGAGCCUUCGUGGUUAAAGAGGACAACUGGCUGCUCCGUCACCCCGACUGCAUUGACGUGCCCGACUGGAAGGCUGCUAUCUGCAGCGGCCACUAUGCACAGAUCUACGUUCAGACACGUAACCCUGCCAACCUGAACAUGCACAUUGUGAGAGAUGAGUAUCCUGACCGGCCCCUGACACUGGAGGGCGCACUGGGGAAGACUAACCACUAUCAGCAGUUCCAGCCAGUAAUCACACUGGCCAAAGGCUACACCAUCCACUGGGACCAGGCAGCGCCCAGCGAGGUCACCAUAUGGCUCAUCAACUUCAACAAAUAUGACUGGAUCAAUGUCGGCCUCUGCUACCCACAAGGAACCAACUUCACCGUCAUCUCCGAUAUCCACAACCGUCUCACCAAGCAGACACGCAAGACCGGCGUCUUCAUGAGGACAACACAGAGGGAGAAGGUCAACCACUCCCACCUGGCGAGAGGAUACUACUACUGGGAGGAAGACACUGGCCUGCUCUUCUUGAAGGUGAAAGCCCAUAACAACAAGGACCAGUUCGCCUUCUGCUCUCUCAAGGGUUGUGAGAGGGUGAAGAUCACAGUCGUUAUCCCUGAAGGCAGUCUACCCAGCAACUGCAUGGCCCGGGCCUACCCCAAACAUGCUGAGCUGCCCACUGUGGAUGUACCCAUGCCCAAAAAGAUACCUAAUAACAGGCUGGACUCCUCAGAACAUUUCUUGGAGGUCAAAGUGGAGUCCUACAACACUCGAUUUUUCCACAUUAAAGAGGACUUUGCCUUUACUGAGGUGAACGACAAGAAGUUGUACCAACCAGAAGACGGAGUGCAGCUGACAAUUAUUGAUGGACAUGAUGGGAAGGUGGUAGAGAAUAAAGGCUUCAGGAACUCCAUCUUACAGGGGAUCCCGGCACAGAUAGACAACUACGUCAGUGGACUGAGAGACGGUUCAAUCGUCCUCAUUACAUCGAAGGGUCGUCUGGUUACCAUAGGAAGCUGGACUAAAGUCUUGGAAAGACUUGGAGCUGACAAAAACAUACAAUUGAAAGAUAAACUGGCAUUUGUGGGCUUCAAGGGCUCUUUCCACCCUGACUGGAUCCAUAUGGAGGUAGAUGCCAACCGAGCCAAGAUCCAUCAGGUCCUGCCGGUCCCUGUGGUCCAAAAGAUGAAGCUAUGAAUUGCAGACAGAGCGGGGAGGACAGCAACAAGAGACUAUGAGACCCCCAGAAAGUGACAUGUUGCCAAUCCACCCAUCCCCCUAAAAAAUGCACAGACACGCACUUACACAUACACUGCAAGCACCGCAGUCAGUUGCUCCAAGACAGUCAAGAAUUGUACAUUUUUGGCAAUGAGAGAGUGAUGUUCAAAUGGGGAAAACCCUCUUCAGAGCCAGCACUGCCUCACCAUGAAUUGGAUCUGUGAACGCAAGCCCAUCAGUGGAGGGCUUUAAAAUGACAACACAGCCUCGGGGGGCCAUAUUUGAGGUCCUUAUCUCUCAAGCAACAGUGGCUCAGAGCCAAGGGUGUUUGCAGAAAUGGGUCUGUCUCCUCAUACAUCAAUAGACAUAAAUGAUAUUGGUUCCAUUUAUGACUGAAAACUAUCAUUGUUUAUGAUGUGUCACUAACAUGAUUCUUUACAUGACGUUAGCUUGUCAGCUUAAGUAACCAUUGGAUUCGGUUAGCUAACCAAACACGAACACAUCUGUUUUUAACUAGUUUUAUGUUAACAUUUACAUUGGUCUGUUGAUUAUUCGGUAGGGUUGUUAGUUCUCUGACCAUGGCCAAAAAAGUAACUCACUCCUCUCUUGAUUAAUUCUAGGACAUUGAAGACUUUUAACAUGUUGUACAUAUUCUGCCAUCUAACAUACUUCACUAUUGCACUCUGACACUACAGAACCAAUAUCUACACCCUUUAGCAGCACUGUUUGAUGAUACUGUUAGAAAGAGCUUUUGGGGGGAAGAGCAAUGCUUAAAAUUAACGAGCUCAUACAGUUGUUCAACAUGUCUGAAGGCAAAAUAAACGGUAAUAUAAGAAAGGAGAGUGAAGACCUUGCAAAUAUUGAGGGUGAGAUGUGAAUGUGCAAAUUAACUACAGCUAAAAGGAUCUGUGUGAAAAAUGAGAACAAUAGAAUCAUUUUCCAAUCACUGGUUGAUGUGGGCAUGAUUGGCAGUUUGGGAAAUUUACAAAGAUCAAAGAAGCACCGACUGUCAGAUGAUGCCAUCUGAACACAUCUAAAGGUAAAGUGUGUGUUGCUAUUCCAAAUGGCUUUACUUAAACAUGGCCCAAAAAGCCUUUUGUCAAGGAAAGCAUUAAAGUGCAAUAAUUGUUCAAAUGGGAAUAAUGGUGCACACUCUCUUCAAAGGGAUUCAUGGUGUGUUCACAAGAAAAAUAAGCGUGAUAAAGUAGUUUAAUGAAGAAAGGGGGCUUGAGUUCUCCUCGGUCAUGUUUUCCAUCCCACAUAUAGGAUCAAAUGCAAGUUGUUACUCAAUGGGAGAGUAAGCAAAGGAGCAAAGUAGGCCAGAGGUUCCUUCCUCAGCAAUCUCCUCCAGCUAUACAUGGUAACCCUGGAGCUUUCCCAGGCCAGAUGAGAUAAAGACCUAGCAUGUUCUGAAGGUUUCUUGGGGCCACUGUCUUGUUGGAAAUGCCAGAUCAGAUGCCUGAACCAGCGCAUCUAAUUAUGCCAAGAACUCUUAUGAACAGGUAGAGCCACUUCACUUUGAAUAGGGAAGACUGUAACCACUAUAGAGCAAUGUAAGUUUCUGAGUUCAGACACUGGGGCUUUCAAUCCCAAUGAUCUUGGGAAGGUUAUUCAAUCAAUAGCAAAGUCUGGUAACAAUCUACACAGAGCUGAAGUUAUACAUUUCUCUCUCCAAACACCUACUAAUGACAAUUGGGAGGAUUUUAGUCUUACAUUUAUCAUACAUGUAAUAGAAGAAAACAUGAUGCCACCCAGACAGUUAUUAUUAACAAAUCUGCUCAAUAUGUUGUGCCAGUGCUUCUACAGUUGAAUAGCUCUUCAUCAUUCAUCAUACAUGCUUAGCAAUUAGUAAUAUGUUCACAAAAGGGGAAGACUGGUCAUGGAUGGAUUACUGAGUGGACAUACCAGGCACAGGCCCAGGGUCCAAAGGGUUCAGCUGGUCUCAAAACAGCAAGAAAGACAUAAAUAACUGCUAAGAACAAUUGAUCUGAGACACAGUUGUGUCUCUGAUAGUUCUGGUUCGUCUGCAAAAUAGUAGUGAGACACAAUGAGAGUGUAAAGGAUGCAGUCAAUUGUCAUUUGUAGUUUGUAUCUAUUUCAGUCUGGGAGGGUUGGAAGACCUUUGACAUGUCUGUACACAGGGACCAAGGGGUCUCAUAAUCUGUCCAUGGUCAAACAUGUGUUUUUAAGCAUGAAAGUUCAAUCUUGGAGUUAAAAAGUUAUCUCAGUCCAAGCUGUUUCAGUCCCAUUUGGUCCAGACCAUCUGACAGCUUUCACAGCAGUCUAAACAAACUGAACCAAAAGGCAAAUGCAACAGUUUGGUUGAACUAUGAGCUCUCCUUCCCUGAAUUUUAUUUUUGUUGUUGCAUUGGAAUACAUACAGCAUGUUGGAAAGUAACGUAAAUGCUAAUACAAAGAGUUGUGUAUGAUUGUGGUUUGUAAGCGACUGGGUUUGCCAGUUUUCUUUCUUAUUAUGAAAAAGAAAAGUGUAUUUGAUGGAAUCCCCUUUUACGUUUAUCAUUUAACAACAAUCAUUUACAACAGUUUCUUUUUCCAGUCUGAUUUUUUAACAUUUAUAUAACAACUCUCUUAUUCUCCAAAAGACCAUCAGCUGUAACGUGAUUUAUGAUGCAAAGCCUGUAUGAGAACAAAGGGAGCAAAUACUGAAAAAGUGUGAGCUAGGGAAUCAAACGCAUGUUAAAUGUAUAUGCAUCACUGAGCAUCCGCAGGUCUCUGUGGUAUGUGACAGAUGUAGAAGUUGAGUGGUUUCUUUUCUUGGUUAUAUGCCUGCUUUAUUUGAGUAAACUGUUUGAAUAGAGAAGAAGAAACAAUCAAUGCAUCUAGAACAGUGGUUGUUAUCGACAAAUAUUGUGAUGUUUUCAUCCCAUGUUUUUUUUUGCUCAGUGUUUGUGAAUCAAUCAAUCUGUAUUUUUAGGGUGAACCAGCAGCCCAUGAUUAUAUACAAAAUUUAAUUGUCCGUUGAAUUUAGGGAAUCUUUAAAUGUGCAAUUUCCCCCAUUUCAAAAUAAAAUAGAAACCUCAAUCUGGCGAGAAAAACUAUUCUCCUCCCUUUGCCGAAAUAGCUGGUCUUUUUUCGGAAAUUGUAGCAGUAAUUUAGUGUUUUGUUUUUUAAUGUGUUUUAAAAAUCCACAGAUUGCUAAGAGAUAUAUUUUAUACUUAUUUAUUGUACAGACACAGUUGAUUAAAAUCUACAAGCACCAUCUUCUGAGUUGUAAUGUUAUUACUGUCCUGUAUGUACGUAUACUGUGUAAGAAACCAUUAUAGCUCCAUUUAAAAAGAUUUGUAUCCGACACUCAUACUGCAUAUAUGCAUAUGACUCUUAAUAAAUUGGCUUGUUUUAAGCUGUGUUGUAUAUGUGGAUUGGGCCUGUAAAGUAUUGAAGCUGUUUGACUUUAAAUUUCUUUGAAGACUUUUGUACAGAAAUAAAUGAUGACUAAUU